AUGCAGGAGAACUAUGAGAACGUGACCUCGCUGGGGUUCCCAGUUUCCAAACCCAGUGUCAUCUCCCAGCUGGAACGAGGGGAAGAGCCAUGGGCCCCAGAUCUCCAGGGCUCAGAGGAAAGAGAGAUCCUGAGAGGCAGCAGCAUAGGUGAUGGGAUGGUGAGAGAGACCAUGGAGCAGAAUCCUCAGCAGGAAGAGGAGCAAGUGGAAGCGCAUGGGGCGUUGUUGCAAAGAUGCAAAGGGAGUGUGUCCAGGAGUUGUGAGAAGGGAAAAGGCUCUCAGGGGCAGCACAGGCCAGAGAAGCGGCAGGGAAACCAGCCAGCGCAGAAAGUUGGAAUAUCUGUUAAUUAUCGGGGAACUCACAAAGGCCUCAAGGAAGCCACGGCCCAGCAGAGAAUCCUGAUGGGAGAGAGAAAUAACACGGGCUUUGAGUGUGGGAAAAAGUUCAGGAGGCGCUCACACCAUCAGGGAAUCCACACCGGAGUGAGGCCCCAUGAAUGCUGCGAGUGCGGGAAAACCUUCACUGAGCGCUCAGGCCUUAUUAGCCAUCAGAGGAGCCACACAGGGGAGAAACCCUAUAAAUGCUGUGAGUGCGGAAAAACCUUCACUCAGAGCUCAAACCUUAUUCGCCAUCAGAGGAUCCAUACAGGGGAGAAACCCUAUAAAUGCUGUGAGUGUGGGAAAACCUUCGCUCGGAGCUCAGGCCUUAUUAGACAUCAGACGAGCCACACAGGGGAGAAACCCUAUGAAUGCUGCGAGUGCGGGAAAACCUUCGCUCGGAGCUCACACCUUAUUACGCAUCAGAGGAACCACACAGGAGAGAAACCCUAUGAAUGCCGUGAAUGUGGGAAAACCUUCGCUCAGAUCUCAGGCCUUAUUACACAUCAGAGGAGCCACACAGGAGAGAAACCCUAUAAAUGCCAUGAGUGCGGGAAAACCUUCGCUCACUUCUCAAACCUUAUUACACAUCAGAGGAUCCACACAGGAGAGAAACCCUAUGAAUGCCGUGAGUGCGGGAAAACCUUCGCUCGGAGCUCAAACCUUAUUACACAUCAGAGGAGCCACACAGGAGAGAAACCCUAUGAAUGCCGUGAGUGUGGGAAAACCUUCGCUCAGAGCUCAGGCCUUAUUACACAUCAGAGGAGCCACACAGGAGAGAAACCCUAUAAAUGCCGUGAGUGUGGGAAAACCUUCACUUGGAGCUCACACCUUAUUGCACAUCAGAGGAUCCACACAGGAGAGAAACCUUAUGAAUGCCGUGAGUGCGGGAAAACCUUCACUUGGAGCUCACACCUUCUUACACAUCAGAGGAGCCACACAGGAGAGAAACCCUAUGAAUGCCGUGAGUGUGGGAAAACCUUCGCUCAGAGCUCACACCUUAUUGUACAUCAGAGGAGCCACACAGGAGAGAAACCCUAUAAAUGCCAUGGGUGCGGGAAAACCUUCACUGAGCGCUCAACCCUUAUUCGCCAUCAGAAGAUCCACACCGGGGAGAAACCCCAUGAAUGCUGUGAGUGCGGGAAAACCUUCACUCAGCGCUCACACCUUAUUUGCCAUGAGAGGAUGCACACAGGGGAGAAACCCUAUGGAUGCAGUGAGUGCGGGAAAACCUUCACUCGGAGAUCAGGCCUUAUUCGCCAUCAGAGGAUCCAUACAGGGGAGAAACCCUAUGGAUGCUGCGAGUGCGGGAAAACCUUCACUGAGCGCUCACACCUUAUUUGCCAUCAGAGAAUCCACAAAGGGCAGCGCCCCUAUGGAUGCUGCGAGUGCGGGAAAACUUUCACUCAGCACUCAAAUCUCAUUGCACAUCAUAGGAGUCACACAAGGGAGAAACCCUAUAAAUGCUGUGAGUGCGGGAAAACUUUCUCUUGGCACUCAGCCCUUAUAAAACAUCGGAGGAUCCACACAGGAGACAAACCCUACAAAUGCUGUGAGUGCGGGAAAACCUUCAUUGACAGCUCACACCUUAUUUGCCAUCAGAGAAUCCACACAGGGGAGAAACCCUAUAAAUGCUGUGAGUGCGGGAAAACCUUCGCUCGGAGCUCAGGCCUUAUUACACAUCAGAGGAUCCAUACAGGGGAGAAACCCUAUGAAUGCCGGACCCCCAGGGACUCGGAGGAGGAGGAGGAAUGGGUGGACAUGGUCACAGAGGAGUCUGCUCUCAAAAACAUCCGAGAGCAGCUCCAGGGCCGAGAAAAGGUGCAAAGGAGCUCCAUUGAGUUGCUGCCUGAUAACUCUCCACCCAGCGGCGUCCUCGCUAACUUCCUGAUUGCUGUGGGCAACCUCAG
This is a messenger RNA of Emys orbicularis (European pond turtle), 2288 nucleotides long. Its product is annotated as zinc finger protein 271-like. The transcript is spliced from 7 exons. The annotation marks the transcript as partial. Lineage: Eukaryota; Metazoa; Chordata; Testudines; Emydidae. The record is from RefSeq and is a predicted model, not a curated record. Gene Ontology annotation, biological process: regulation of DNA-templated transcription.